Cyprinodon variegatus (sheepshead minnow) is the source of this 2823-nucleotide messenger RNA. It is a transcript of the gene akt3a, whose product is annotated as RAC-gamma serine/threonine-protein kinase. Gene Ontology annotation, biological process: protein phosphorylation. Gene Ontology annotation, molecular function: protein serine/threonine kinase activity; ATP binding. NCBI's taxonomy places the organism in Eukaryota, Metazoa, Chordata, Actinopteri, Cyprinodontiformes, Cyprinodontidae. The transcript has 14 exons. The record is from RefSeq and is a predicted model, not a curated record. Bases 480 to 1859 code for a protein of 459 amino acids.
GAGGCAGAUGAUCCCAUGGGAUGUUGAAAGAGAUGAUGAGGGAACUGCUACUCUUCAGUGGUGGAGAAUCAGACGUCGAGUAGAAUCCAUCAGCAUCGAAAGCGGAAGGCCGAGUCACUACUGGUGAGGAGAAAGGUCUGGAGAGGGAACGUGAGAGGAAGAGGAGGUGGAGGAGGAGGAGAAGACGAAGAAUAGAGGGAGAUAAGCCACGACAGGAAGCAAACACACACUGAGACGUCCACGCCGCUGGUUUAUGUGCGUCUGUGUGUUUGUGUCAGACGGCGAGAGAGAGGCUGCGUGAGUUAGAGGGUGAACGGGAAAGGAAGGAAGAAAGGGAGGGAGAGUGACGCGGAGACUGGGAGAGCCGCCCCCCCCUCCUCCUCUUCUCCCUCUCUUUCUCCUCUCCUCCCCUCCCUCCCCUCCCUCUCUGGCUGUGCGGAGCAGGCGUGUAACGGCAUCAGACUCGGCGUGAAGGAACCAUGAGCGAUGUCACCAUCGUUAGAGAGGGAUGGCUCCAGAAAAGGGGUGAAUACAUAAAGAACUGGCGCCCACGUUACUUCCUGCUCAAGACAGACGGCUCCUUCAUCGGCUACAAAGAGAAACCUCAGGAUGCAGACCUCCCUUACCCACUAAAUAACUUUUCAGUAGCAAAAUGCCAGCUGAUGAAGACAGAGAGGCCAAAGCCAAACACCUUCAUCAUACGCUGCCUUCAGUGGACCACUGUCAUCGAGAGGACCUUCCAUGUGGACUCUCCUGAUGAGCGAGAUGAGUGGACUGAGGCCAUCCAGAUGGUGGCAGACAAGCUGCAGAGACAAGAGGAGGAGAGGAUCCAGUGCAGCCCCACGUCCAACAUUGACAACAUGGUUGAGGAGGAAAUGGACAUCUCCACUACACACCACAAACGCAAGACAAUGAGUGACUUUGACUACCUGAAGCUGCUCGGAAAGGGAACCUUUGGUAAAGUCAUCCUUGUCCGGGAAAAGGCCAGUGGGAAAUAUUAUGCCAUGAAAAUCCUCAAAAAAGAAGUCAUCAUAGCCAAGGAUGAAGUUGCUCACACACUCACAGAGAGCAGAGUACUGAAAAACACCCGGCACCCUUUUCUCACUUCGCUGAAGUACUCGUUCCAGACUAAAGACCGUCUCUGUUUCGUCAUGGAGUACGUGAACGGAGGGGAGCUGUUUUUCCAUUUGUCCAGAGAGCGAGUGUUCUCAGAGGAACGCACGCGCUUCUACGGCGCUGAGAUAGUCUCAGCACUCAACUACCUGCAUUCAGCCAAGAUUGUGUACCGGGACCUCAAGCUGGAAAACCUGAUGCUGGAUAAAGACGGUCAUAUAAAAAUCACAGAUUUUGGACUCUGCAAGGAGGGCAUCACUGACGCUGCUACCAUGAAGACCUUCUGUGGAACACCAGAGUACCUCGCACCAGAGGUCCUGGAGGACAAUGACUAUGGCCGUGCUGUUGACUGGUGGGGGCUGGGCGUGGUCACGUACGAGAUGAUGUGCGGCCGGCUGCCGUUCUACAACCAGGACCACGAGAAGCUGUUUGAGCUCAUCCUCAUGGAGGACAUCAAGUUCCCACGCACGCUGUCGGCCGACGCCAAGUCGCUGCUGUCCGGCCUUCUCAUCAAAGACCCAAACAAAAGGCUGGGGGGAGGACCAGACGACGCAAAAGAAAUAAUGAGGCACAGUUUCUUCUCCGGCGUCGACUGGCAGGAUGUUUACGACAAAAAGCUCGUCCCUCCCUUCAAGCCUCAGGUGACGUCCGAGACGGACACCAGGUACUUUGAUGAGGAGUUCACUGCUCAAACCAUCACAAUCACCCCACCCGAGAAAUUGUGUUCAGCACUGAAUCAUGCAUGAGUGGAGCUGACGGGUUUCUCCGCUCUAAGGUGAGGCUCCACCUGAUCUGCAGCUCACACGGCACUGCGGGAGCCUGCCACAUCCGACGCCUGCUUGUUAAUUGAAUUCUUCUCAGUUUGUUUCCUCACCGCUGAACCAAAACACAAUGUUAUUGCAGUGAAUCGUAAAACUAUUCACACCCUUUUAACUUUUUUUUUGUCACAUUACAAACACUAACUUUAAAGAAUUUGGGUCAUAUUUGAUAAGUGGAUACCUGUGAGGUAAAAUAACAAAAAAUUUUAGCCUAAGCUCUAGGGCAGGGGUCGGCAACAUGCGGCUCCAGAGCCGCAUGCGGCUCUUUAGCGCCCCCAUUGCGGGUUCUUGGAGCUUUUUCAAAAAUUUAUGAAACUUUAAAUUUAUUUAUUUUUUGUUAAUAUGGUGUGCAGAAGGUCAAACAAUGCUGUAAACAUUUGUAUAAUAAAUAAAUAUCAAAAAUAUAAGUAGACAUUUAUUUCAGCAAAAAUGUGCGUCAUAGCCAUAGAGAUCAGUGGUCAAAGCCUGCAACACAUGUCUCAGCGCGGCGUGGUGCCAGGCAAAGAAAGCGGCGGGUGUUUCUCACGCCAUUGAUCCCAAAGAGGAAAAAAAGUAAGAUACCUGAUGAGAACAGGGGAUUCAACGAAUAAUAGACCAAUUAAUUUGCUUUCAUUAUCAAUGCGGAAGGAUUGCCUGCAUUUUUGCUUUGGCACGAGAAUUUGUCAAAUAAUAAAAAUAGUAAUUUGGAAAUGCAUUUCCAGGGAAGGCUAAAUAUACAGCCGAUCACAAAGUUGUGAGUUAGAGAAAGAAUAUGAUUGUAGAACGUCUGGAUAAAUUAGAGGAGAGCAAAGAUAUAUUAAGGAAAUGGAUUGCAUCUCCAAACUCCACUACUGCUGCUAGUUUUGUUUGAAGCAUUAAAAAAACGUCCACAGAUCAAACAGGUAGCGCUCAG